AAGAAAUCGUCUCGGAGAUAAGUUUGAUGCGCCGCUUGGACGUCUGAUGGUGAUGAAUCCCGGUCAGGUAAAACGAGAGCUCUCGCAAGCUCGAGCAGGUCUCGUAACCAGAAGAAGAAUACGCGUUCCUUCAAGCCAAGACCGCUCUGCAGAGGGCCCCCGUCCUGGGGCACCCACAAGAGAAGCACCCUUACCGACUGUAUACGGACGCGUCGGACUACGCGCUGGGUUGCGCUCUUCAGCAAAAGUGGGAGAGCUCCUUCGAGGACACGGAAGUGUUCGUGGAGCGCGUCAUUGCCUAUUGGUCACGGACGUUCAAAGGAGCGGAGACAAGAUACAGCACGACAGAACGCGAAGCCCUGGCGGCCAAGGAAGGCCUCGUAAAGUUCCAACCCUACAUCGAAGGCGAGAAGAUAUUGCUCGUGACAGACCAUAGUGCGCUCCAGUGGGCAAAGACCUACGAGAACAGCAACCGGCGCCUCGCAGCGUGGGGGGCUGUAUACUCGGCCUACAAGCCAGGUCUGGAGAUCAUACACCGGCCAGGAAGAGUUCAUUCCAACGUGGACCCGCUGAGUCGCAUC
Messenger RNA from Schizophyllum commune H4-8, 581 nucleotides. RefSeq lists its product as uncharacterized. The transcript is spliced from 2 exons. Lineage: Eukaryota; Fungi; Basidiomycota; Agaricomycetes; Agaricales; Schizophyllaceae. The record is from RefSeq and is a predicted model, not a curated record. Bases 47 to 436 code for a protein of 129 amino acids.